This is a messenger RNA of Drosophila rhopaloa, 2349 nucleotides long. RefSeq names its product sodium-coupled monocarboxylate transporter 2 (gene SLC5A11). Gene Ontology annotation, cellular component: membrane. The record is from RefSeq and is a predicted model, not a curated record. The transcript is spliced from 10 exons. Gene Ontology annotation, molecular function: symporter activity. Bases 102 to 1904 code for a protein of 600 amino acids. Gene Ontology annotation, biological process: transmembrane transport; sodium ion transport. NCBI's taxonomy places the organism in Eukaryota, Metazoa, Arthropoda, Insecta, Diptera, Drosophilidae.
UUUCGUGUUGAUUUUCGUGGGGGACGCACCAUUUUCCGUUUGGUUUGCUGCUCCAGUUCUGGGAACCACCCCCACCAUCGUUUUUGCCGGUCUUUAGCAAUAUGGAGUCGGUAGCCAAGAAAGGCAUGGAAUCCUACAGGUUCGGCAGUGUGGACUAUAUAGUUUUUUUGGGCAUGAUCGUAUUAUCUACCGGCACUGGCAUCUAUUUCGGGUGCAUCAAGAAAAGCAAGAAGAAGCUCGAGGAGGCGGAACCAACUUUACCGACCACAAUGCCAGAAAGGCGAAAAAACGAUUUCGGAUCGGAGAAGAUGAGCGAGUACCUGCUUGGGUCACGCAAUCUAAAAGUUUUUCCCGUUGCCAUGAGUCUAAUAGCCAGCUAUAUAUCGGGCGUUACGAUACUGGGAACUACCUCUGAAAUCUACAAUUAUGGCACGCAAUAUUGGUUUAUAGCCAUUGCAAUCGUACUCCAAGGCAUUGCCGUCUCCUAUGUCUACAUACCCGUAUUCUCGGCUCUUCAAGUAGGCUCUUCCUAUGAGUACUUGGAGAUGCGUUUUCAUUCGGUCAUACGAAGCAUAGCUUCUUUUAUGUUUAUAUUGGAUGAGAUAUUGUUUCUGCCUUUUAUUGUGUAUGUUCCAGCUAUAGCUCUGAAUCAGGUUUCUGGCAUUAAUCUCCAUGUGGUUGCCGUGGUAAUUGUGGUCGUUUGUGUUUUCUACACCUUUGUGGGAGGGAUUAAGGCAGUGGUCCACACAGAUGCCUGGCAGGUGCUGGUGAUGUUUCUUUCCGUUCUUGCAGUGGCGAUAUUGGCAACUGUUUAUGCUAACGGCUUAAAUGUUCUUUUUGACGAUGCCGCCAAGGGCGGUCGAUUGAUUUUUAGCAACACAAACCCCUCGCCAUAUGUUCGUCAUACUGUUUGGAGCGUUCUCAUCGGGGGAUUUUCUUACUGGACAUCUUUUAAUGCCGUCAAUCAGACCAUGGUGCAGCGAUAUAUGUCUCUUCCCUCGCUAAAAAAAGCCCGAGCUUCCAUGGCUAUUUUCACAAUUGGAGUGGCUGCCUUUGUCUCAGUUUGUUGUUAUGUGGGUCUGCUAAUCUUUGAGAUGUACAAGGAUUGUGAUCCUCUGAGUGCUGGACUAAUUACGCACGACGAUCAGCUUCUGCCGCUCUUUGUGGUCCAGAGUGUCGGUCACAUCUAUGGAAUGUCUGGUUUGUUUAUAGCUGGGAUAUUCGGAGCUGCCUUGAGUUCUCUGUCCGUAGUACUUAAUUCCACUUCCUUGGUGAUCCUGGAGGAUAUAGUUCGCGGCUGCUUCAAGAUGCAACCAAGUGAAAGAGCCUCCACAAUUUUGGUCAAGUCAACUAUUAUAGUUCUUGGUAUAGUGGCCCUCUCACUGGUGUUUGUCCUGGAACAACUGAGUGGAAUUCUGAGCAUUUGCACUUCAAUGACGGCCAUCGCAGCUGGAACCACUUUUGGCUUGUUUACCCUGGGAAUGCUUGUUCCCUGGGCCAAUACUGUGGGCACUGCUGUGGGCGGAAUUGCCAGUGCUUUGCUCGCCGGAUGGAUAUCCUUUGGAACGCAGUUUACCAUUGCAGCGGGAGAAUUGAAUUCUCAAAAGCUACCCGUAUCGGUAGAAGGAUGUGUGGGUAAUGUAACCCUUCGGGAAAACUUAUGGGUGGAUGAGGAGCAAGUUUUCCCACUGUACCGACUGUCCUACCACUGGAUAAACCCCAUUGGUGUGGUCACAGUCAUCGUUGUGGGUGCACUGGUCUCCCUUGUGACCAAGCCAACGAAUAUCAAGACUCUGGAUCCCGAUCUUAUAUCGCCAGUGAUUCAUAGAUUUCUCCCUAAAGAGUGCUUCAACGGUCGGAAUCUUAAUGCGCAGGCGCACAAAAACCUUCUGAACGUAUCCUAAAAUAGACAAGCCAUAAUAUCCUGUGCCAAAAUUAUUGGAGAAAUCGAGCUCCUAUACCUGUGGCAUUGUAUUCCUCAUACAUUUCUUGUUGGCCUAGUUCGUAGUUGUAGUUGAUUUAUGGUAGUUACCUUAAAAAUAGCCUAGUCUAGUACAAUGCGAUCCAACUAUUGGAUUGAAAAACACAAACCGAAGUACAGGAACCUAUGAAUCUGCAUCUCCAACUCCAGAGUGCUCAAUCAUUAGCGUAGUGUAAUUAUUGUAUUAUAAUAUAGCUUUAUUUAAUUGGUUUGUUCGUAUCUGUUCUUCACUUUCCAGCUUAUGUUCAAGCAUUAUUCUUUGGCAUUUUCGUUUUGUAGUCAGCAGACUGUGUCUCAUUAUGAAUUCCGUGUGACUUUACAAGCAUAAUGUCUGUGAUAAAUUCAAUAAAUAAAUCAUACACACUGUC